Messenger RNA from Aedes aegypti (yellow fever mosquito), 646 nucleotides. RefSeq lists its product as uncharacterized. Lineage: Eukaryota; Metazoa; Arthropoda; Insecta; Diptera; Culicidae. The record is from RefSeq and is a predicted model, not a curated record. The transcript has 2 exons. Bases 223 to 609 code for a protein of 128 amino acids.
AUAGUAAUCCAGUCACAUAAAGUGACACUUGUCGAUAAACUCGAGUGACAGAGCCAAGUCGAGUGAAAUUUUUGGUCGACAGUGACUCCAGUCGAGACGCUCAUUCCUUCCUCCUGCACUAAAAUAACAUGGAGCGCAUUACCAACUACGCAAAAACAAACCGCUCCCGGGAAAUGUUCUGCAAACACAGAUUUUGCAACAUCAAAAAUUCCUUAAAAGCCAAUGUUGGAGAAGGCAAAGGUCUCUUUUCGGAACAAAGUUAUAAGUUUUGUGCGACGCGAGUGGUCCCAAGUUGCUGCGGUUGUGAUUGUGCCGAUGAAUCAGCCCUGGAAUCUAGUGGGAACGUAUCGAAGGAACUGCAUACCACCCCUAGACCCUUCGCGACGAAAGGCCGUUAGCUACCCCUCGCCCGUCAAGAAGUGCGCCCGGUACCCAGCUCGAGAGUCGACAUCGAACCCGUACGUGGUUCAGCGACAGGUCAUCACGGAGUGUCCGAACUGCGAUUCGCCCGACAAACCGACCAACCGGCGACCGACAAAUGACCGCCAACCGGCGCCAGGUGAUGAAAAGUGCAAAUCCUUCCAAAUAACCCUAUUUCCCUUUCCUUAAGAAACCUAAUAAACCUAACAAAUGAAUUCGAAUUUUA